Molecule: messenger RNA, 2163 nt
Organism: Mangifera indica (mango)
Lineage: Eukaryota; Viridiplantae; Streptophyta; Magnoliopsida; Sapindales; Anacardiaceae
Product: histone acetyltransferase GCN5-like
Exons: 13
Coding region: 236-1984 (582 amino acids)
Biological process (GO): chromatin remodeling; positive regulation of transcription by RNA polymerase II
Cellular component (GO): histone acetyltransferase complex
Molecular function (GO): protein binding; histone H3 acetyltransferase activity
Source: RefSeq, a predicted model, not a curated record
AUUAUUAUUUUAUGAGGCCCACGGAAAAUCCCAGCAGGCAUCUUCUCUGUUGUGUGUUUUCAGUUAUUCCUGUUUAGCUAUCCGGUACGUUGUCGUUUCAGCUGAUAACAGAGAUCGUACUGGUCAUUCGUCCCUCGCAAAACCCUCAAGUUACCUGCAAUUCUGCAAAGCACUCAUUUACGAAUCUUUUUACAAUAAACGCCAACUUAAUCGAGUUAAAUCAGUCCAAGUCAAGAUGGACACACAUUCCUCUCACCUUACUGUGCAGAAUCGCUCGCGGAACUCACAAUCACAAACCCCGUCCCCGUCCCACUCGGCCUCCGCAUCCGCCACGUCGUCGAUUCACAAGCGCAAACUAGCAGCGACAGCCGCGGCGGCCGCGUCUGAGGACCAUGGACCGCCUACAUUCCCUUCUUCCUUUUCUGCCGACACUCGCGACGGUGCCUUGACGUCCAAUGACGACCUUGAGAGCAUCUCCGCCCGCGGCGCCGACUCCGACGCUGACGACUCAGAGGACGCGGUGGUUGACGAUGAUGAGGACGAGUUCGACAACGACAAUGAGUCUUCCAUGCGAACCUUCACCGCCGCUCGGCUGGAGAACAAUAACUCAGUUGGCUCCGCGCGGAACACGAAGCUGAAGACAGAGCCUGUGACGGUUAAACUUGAGAAUCCGGAUGGCGGGAAGGAAACUGGUCCCAUAGGGAGUGCUGUCUUGGGGUCGACUGGUGGGGCUGGAAGUUCGGUGACGGGAAUUGUGGUUAAAGAAGAUUCAGUUAAAAUAUUUACAGAGAAUAUACAAGCUAGUGGGGCUUAUAGUGCUCGAGAAGAGAGCUUAAAGCGAGAGGAAGAAGCUGGAAGGCUCAAGUUUGUGUGCCUUGGGAACGAUGGUGUUGAUGAUCAUAUGGUUUGGUUAAUAGGGCUAAAGAAUAUCUUUGCGAGGCAGCUACCUAACAUGCCUAAGGAGUACAUUGUCCGACUUGUGAUGGAUAGAAGCCACAAGUCGGUUAUGGUUAUCAGAAAUAAUCAGGUUGUUGGUGGCAUAACAUAUCGCCCAUAUGCCAGCCAAAGGUUUGGGGAGAUAGCUUUUUGUGCAAUUACAGCUGAUGAACAAGUAAAAGGUUAUGGCACCAGAUUGAUGAACCAUUUAAAGCAGCAUGCACGUGAUAUUGAUGGGCUAACACAUUUUCUAACAUAUGCUGAUAAUAAUGCUGUUGGUUAUUUUAUUAAACAGGGUUUUACCAAAGAGAUUUACUUGGAGAAGGACCGAUGGCAAGGGUAUAUAAAGGAUUAUGAUGGAGGAAUCCUUAUGGAAUGUAAAAUUGAUCCAAAGCUGCCAUACACUGAUCUAUCGACCAUGAUCCGCCGUCAAAGGCAGGCAAUUGAUGAGAAGAUAAGAGAGCUCUCAAAUUGCCAUAUUGUCUACCAAGGAAUUGAUUUUCAGAAGGUACAUGGCAUCUUUAAGAAUAUGCUAUUAAUUUAUUGGAUGACAGUGAAUUUAUUUAAAGAAGCUGGUAUCCCUAAAAAAAUAAUCAAAGUUGAGGAUGUUCCUGGUUUGAGGGAAGCUGGGUGGACUCCUGAUCAAUGGGGUCAUUCACGAUUUAGAACAAGUGCUUCCACUGACAGUACAUCAAGUCAAAAAUUUUUAACUGCAUUCAUGCGCUCACUUCUGAAGUUUCUGCAGUCAAUGCAUGACCAUGUUGAUGCUUGGCCAUUCAAGGAGCCGGUUGAUGCCCGUGAUGUUCCUGAUUAUUAUGACAUCAUUAAAGAUCCCAUGGAUCUAAGGACAAUGUCAAAAAGAGUAGAAUCAGAACAAUAUUAUGUCACAUUUGAGAUGUUUAUGGCCGAUGUCAAGAGGAUGUUUCACAAUGCUCGCACUUAUAAUUCCCCUGACACCAUCUACUAUAAAUGUUCAAUGAGGCUGGAAGCACACUUUCAAAGCAAAGUUCAAUCAGGUCUGCAAUCUGGCACCAAAAUUCAGCAGUAAACUAGUGGAAGACACAGCGGAUUAUACAUUUUCAAGAAGAUCCAUUUAUCAGUUCUGAUGUAUCAUAUUUCUGGCCAUGAUGAAUACGGUGUAAAUUUUUCCUUUAUAACACAUGAAAUCGUUCUGUUAGCCAUUGGAUCAGAUUUGGAUAUUACAUCAUUUCAUUUGAACUUUGAAUA